AUGUCGGGUCUCAAUAUCGGCACAUAUAAUUACAUUGUCACCAUCGGUCUUGGCACACCAAGCUUAAAUUUUUCUUUGGAAAUAGACACAGGCAGCGACAUUACCUGGACACAGUGUCAUCCCUGCGUCAAUUGCUAUGAACACCAGGAGCUUCUAUUUGACCCUUCACGGUCAACAUCACACUCCUACAUCUCCUGUGGCUCCCACCAAUGCUCUCUCCUGUCAGAUCACCAAAGGCAAAGUUGUAACGUUACAUGCCAAUACAAGGAGACAUAUGCUGAUGGAUCCCGAACAGCUGGAUUUUUAAGCAAAGAUAGGAUAACGUUGCCGCCAUCCCAAGAUGCAUUUGAGGGAUUGAUCUUCUGCUGUGGCAUGGACAACCAAGGUCGUACACUAAAUGGUUCUGUGGGCUUGCUGGGUUUGGGCCGGGGCAUCCUAUCAUUUGUUGAACAAACGGCACACAAGUAUAAUUGUACGUUUUCGUACUGUUUGCCAUCUACCUCCACCUCGUCUGGAUUUUUAACAUUUGGCAGAGACGAAGCUAGUGCUUCCGUCGGUGUGAGCUACACUCCAUUGAUAACAGUUCCCUACAGUGAAUCAUUGUACGGCGUAUGGUUGGAGGAUAUUGCCAUUAAUGGCAUUCCAUUAGGAAUACCAUCCAUUAUUUUUUUAUCCCCUGGCACCGUGAUAGAUUCUGGAACCCCUAUAACUCUCUUGCCUCAAACAACAUUCAAUGAGCUACGUUACGAGUUUCGAAAGCAAAUGAUGUUCUAUGGUCAUAAACUUUUGCCAUCAAACAUUAGCAAAGGGGACACCUGUUAUGACUUGACGGGUAAGAAACAAGUUUACAUCCCCAAGGUAAGCCUUGUCUUCGUCGAAGGAAUCACCAUUGAAUUGGACCCAACUGGAAUUCUAUAUGUGUUUGAAGGUGAAGCACAGGGUUGCUUGGCGUUCAAUGGUGUCCCUGACUAUACCGCGCCUACAAUACUGGGCAGUGUCCAGCAAAGAAAAAUAGAGGUGAUACACGAUGUCGGGGGAGGCAGAAUUGGCUUUAGGCCUUCUGCGUGUGUCUAG
This is a messenger RNA of Ziziphus jujuba (common jujube), 1074 nucleotides long. Its product is annotated as aspartyl protease family protein At5g10770-like. The coding region runs from base 1 to 1074 and encodes 357 amino acids. NCBI's taxonomy places the organism in Eukaryota, Viridiplantae, Streptophyta, Magnoliopsida, Rosales, Rhamnaceae. The transcript has 2 exons. Gene Ontology annotation, biological process: proteolysis. The record is from RefSeq and is a predicted model, not a curated record. Gene Ontology annotation, molecular function: aspartic-type endopeptidase activity.